Messenger RNA from Triticum aestivum (bread wheat), 783 nucleotides. Its product is annotated as pollen allergen Lol p 2-A. The transcript has a single exon. The record is from RefSeq and is a predicted model, not a curated record. Gene Ontology annotation, biological process: sexual reproduction. Lineage: Eukaryota; Viridiplantae; Streptophyta; Magnoliopsida; Poales; Poaceae. Bases 77 to 442 code for a protein of 121 amino acids. Gene Ontology annotation, cellular component: extracellular region.
AGCCAUCACAAGCUCACAAUCCCACAGCAGCAGAACCACACACACAAGAAUCAAUCAACCAACCAACCGACGGGAGAUGGCUUCAUCGAGCAGGAUGCUGGUGGCGGCGGCGGUGGCCGCCCUGGUGGCCGUGGCGUGGUGCGCGCCGCCGCCGGUGAGCUUCACGGUGGAGAAGGGGUCCGACAAGACGCAUCUGGCGCUGCAGAUCAAGUACGACAAGGCCGGCGACAGCAUGAAGGAGGUGGAGCUGAAGCAGAAGGAGGACUGGCUGCCCCUGAAGAAGGGCUACAGCGGCGCGUGGGAGAUCAAGAGCGACAAGCCCCUCGAGGGCCCCUACAGCUUCCGCUACGAGACCGAGAAGGGCCAGCGCAACGUCUUCGACGACGUCAUCCCCACAGAUUUCAAGUGCGGCUCCACCUACAAGCCAGAGGCGACCUACUGAGAUUCACCCAUGCAUCGAUCGACCUCGCAACUAAGAUCGUGUCAUAAGACGCACGUACGGAUACUAAUAAGUUAGAUAAUAUUACCUUCGUCCUGAAUCAAUUGUCUAAUUCGGGACCAAGGGGGUAAUAGGAGAAGCAACGGCCGGCGGUCGGUUGUAUUUGCUCUCCCGUACGCUCGUUGUCUUGAUUGACCAUUUCUCUCUUUUUUUUUACCCAAUCUUUUCAAUAUUAUUUGUAAUAUUAUUUGUAAGAUAUGCAGUGCUCACAAGGAGCUCUCACUCUCCUACAUAGUCAGUGAUGAUAUGAAUGGAGACCAGUGUAAGACGUAUUCUGUCGAGGA